Messenger RNA from Microtus oregoni (creeping vole), 8385 nucleotides. RefSeq names its product SRY-box transcription factor 6 (gene Sox6). Bases 203 to 2566 code for a protein of 787 amino acids. NCBI's taxonomy places the organism in Eukaryota, Metazoa, Chordata, Mammalia, Rodentia, Cricetidae. Gene Ontology annotation, biological process: cell fate commitment; regulation of transcription by RNA polymerase II; positive regulation of chondrocyte differentiation. The record is from RefSeq and is a predicted model, not a curated record. The transcript has 16 exons. Gene Ontology annotation, cellular component: nucleus. Gene Ontology annotation, molecular function: DNA-binding transcription factor activity, RNA polymerase II-specific; RNA polymerase II cis-regulatory region sequence-specific DNA binding.
CAAUCAUCUAGCCUGGGAAGAAACCUGGCAUCUUACUAUCUUUUUGUGGUGUUGAAGAUCAAACCCAGGGCCCCACACAUGUAAGAGCUCUGAUUUGUAAACAAGUGGAAGAUGAUUUGUACUUCCAGAAGAUUCACACUUUUGGAAUGGAACAUCCUCUGGUGUCUGCUGCUGUGUCUCUCUGGCAUGAUCUCUGUGAAGAAUGUCUUCCAAGCAAGCCACCUCUCCAUUUGCCUGUACAACUGAUGGAGAGGAAAUAAUGACCCAGGAUUUGACCUCAAGGGAAAAGGAAGAGGGCAGUGACCAACAUGUGGCCUCCCAUCUGCCUCUGCACCCCAUAAUGCACAACAAACCUCACUCUGAGGAGCUACCAACGCUUGUCAGUACCAUUCAACAAGAUGCUGACUGGGACAGCGUUCUGUCAUCUCAGCAAAGAAUGGAGUCAGAGAAUAAUAAGUUAUGUUCCCUAUAUUCCUUCCGAAAUACGUCUACCUCACCACAUAAGCCUGACGAAGGGAGUCGGGAGCGCGAGAUAAUGAGCAGUGUUACUUUUGGAACCCCGGAACGCCGCAAAGGGAGCCUUGCCGACGUGGUGGAUACGCUGAAGCAGAAGAAGCUGGAGGAGAUGACUCGGUCGGAACAAGAGGAUUCCUCCUGCAUGGAAAAACUACUUUCAAAAGAUUGGAAGGAAAAAAUGGAAAGACUAAAUACGAGUGACCUUCUUGGAGAAAUCAAAGGUACACCUGAGAGCCUAGCAGAGAAGGAACGCCAGCUCUCCACCAUGAUCACCCAGCUGAUCAGCUUGCGGGAGCAGCUCCUGGCAGCGCACGAUGAACAGAAAAAGCUGGCAGCCUCACAGAUCGAGAAACAGCGGCAGCAAAUGGACCUUGCUCGCCAACAACAAGAACAGAUCGCAAGACAACAGCAGCAACUUCUCCAGCAGCAGCACAAGAUUAAUCUCCUGCAGCAACAGAUCCAGCAGGUUCAGGGGCACAUGCCUCCGCUCAUGAUCCCCAUUUUCCCACAUGACCAGCGGACCCUGGCAGCAGCUGCUGCCGCCCAACAGGGAUUCCUCUUCCCCCCUGGAAUAACAUACAAGCCAGGUGAUAACUACCCCGUACAGUUCAUUCCGUCAACAAUGGCAGCUGCUGCUGCUUCUGGACUCAGCCCUUUACAGCUCCAGCAGCUCUAUGCCGCUCAGCUGGCCAGCAUGCAGGUGUCACCUGGAGCAAAGAUGCCAUCAACUCCACAGCCACCAAACACAGCAGGGGCGGUCUCACCUACUGGGAUGAAAAAUGACAAGAGAGGGACCAGCCCUGUAACUCAAGUUAAGGAUGAAACAACAGCCCAGCCACUGAAUCUCUCAUCGCGGCCUAAGACAGCAGAGCCUGUGAAGUCCCCAACAUCUCCCACCCAGAGCCUCUUCCCAGCCAGCAAAACCAGCCCUGUCAACCUUCCGAACAAGAGCAGCGUCCCCAGCCCCAUUGGAGGGAGCCUGGGGAGAGGAUCCUCUCUAGAUAUCCUGUCCAGUCUCAACUCUCCUGCCCUGUUUGGGGACCAGGACACAGUGAUGAAAGCCAUUCAGGAGGCUCGGAAGAUGCGAGAGCAGAUCCAGCGGGAGCAGCAACAGCAGCCACACGGGGUCGAUGGGAAACUGUCUUCCAUGAACAAUAUGGGGCUGAGCAACUGCAGGAAUGAGAAGGAAAGAACACGCUUUGAGAACUUGGGGCCCCAGUUAACAGGGAAGUCAGGUGAAGAUGGGAAGCUGGGCCCAGGCGUCAUCGAUCUCACUCGGCCGGAAGACGCAGAGGGAAGCAAAGCAAUGAAUGGCUCUGCAGCUAAACUACAGCAGUAUUAUUGUUGGCCAACAGGAGGCGCCACUGUGGCUGAAGCACGCGUCUACAGGGAUGCCCGCGGUCGUGCCAGCAGCGAGCCUCACAUCAAGCGACCAAUGAAUGCGUUCAUGGUUUGGGCGAAGGACGAAAGGAGGAAAAUUCUUCAGGCUUUCCCUGACAUGCAUAACUCAAACAUUAGCAAAAUCUUAGGAUCUCGCUGGAAAUCCAUGUCCAACCAGGAGAAGCAACCUUACUAUGAAGAACAGGCUCGGCUAAGCAAGAUCCACCUAGAGAAGUACCCAAAUUACAAGUACAAACCCCGGCCGAAACGCACGUGCAUCGUGGAUGGCAAGAAGCUCCGGAUUGGAGAGUACAAGCAACUGAUGCGCUCCCGGAGGCAGGAGAUGAGACAGUUCUUCACUGUUGGGCAACAGCCUCAGAUUCCCAUCACCACAGGAACAGGUGUUGUGUAUCCUGGUGCUAUUACUAUGGCAACGACCACACCAUCACCUCAGAUGACAUCUGACUGCUCUAGCACCUCUGCCAGCCCAGAGCCCAGCCUCCCUGUCAUCCAGAGCACGUAUGGUAUGAAGAUGGACGGCGCAAGCCUGGCUGGGAACGACAUGAUUAAUGGAGAGGAUGAAAUGGAAGCCUAUGACGACUACGAAGAUGAUCCCAAAUCAGACUAUAGCAGCGAAAACGAGGCCCCAGAGCCUGUCAGUGCCAACUGAGGAGCUUUUGUUUGCUGAAUUAGAACACUCUGACAUUUCACCCCCUUUCCCCAACAACAACAAAGUUCUUAAAGAGCCCGCAUGCAUUUGUGGCUCCACCAUACAUCAGCAGAGUGGUCUUAAUCGCUUCGUAACGUGUGAGACAGAUUAAGUUUUCCUGAGUUUUCAUAAACUUGAGUUUUUGUCGUUACCGUUACUGUUGUUGUUUAUUUAGGUGAAGACGUAUUAAAUAUGAGACACGGGGACUUGGAAACUUAUCUCCGCCCAUCGCCGUCUUUCAAGUCUUACAUUUCUGUCUUACUAUUUUUCUUUGGGAUGUUGACAAAGGGUUUAAGUUACUGUUUUAGAUGGGGUUAAACAUUCUCACUCAGGUAUGCUGUGCCGGCUACAGGUUGUGAAUGUGUUUUUAUUCUGAAUUACUUUAGAGAACAACUGAGGAUUUCGUAUUGUGAGACCGGACAAGUCCACGGUGUGUGCGGCUGCAUAUAGAACAUGUUCAUAAGGCCUCGGAAUUCCAUUUUUUUUCCAUGUGUAGAAUUCAACUUUGAAUGUGCCAAACUUUUUUCAUAACUUUUGAAUCUUAACUAUUUUGAAAGUCUUACCGGAGACACUGCAAAGUCUUAGACAAUCUUUGGCAUCUUAAAAUAAAAUAGCAAACCACACUUUUUUUUUCCCAGAAAAUGGUGAAGUACUCAGGAAUCUGGAGACAAGAUAUUGUAAGGAAUGAGCAAGGCUGCCACAGUGCAUGAACCCAAUUGUGUUUGCCUCUUGACGUGCCAUCAGUGUGUGGCGUGGGACGACACGCGUCAGAGCCGUCUCCACACCAGACACCACACGGUGGUCUCCCUGCCUGAGACCGCCUUUCACUACAUCCAUUCUCCCCUGCCUUUCACCCUGACAUUCAAUCUUAACACAUUUUUCUCUUAAAUAAUUUAUUCAUUCCAGAAUGUCAAGGGUCCACUUACUAUUUAUUUUAAAAAUUAUUGGUGGCAUUAAUUUAAUAAUUUUUCUUUUUUGUUUGCCCUCCUUGCCCUUUCACCUAUUUUUCCUGCUGGAUACAAAAGAUGUACAUAGCAAUCUCAUGUCCCCAGAGCCCCUGGAAACAUUUCUGAAUUGAUGCUAGUAAAUGCAUAUGUUGUUGUUUUUAAAGAUGAGUGUCUAUCUGGGUCAAAGGUGUCUUACAUGUAAACAUGUAUGCCCCUGUGAGUCACUGUGAGCUCAGGUCUUUGCCUGGAGUUCCUCCUUCAUUCAGUUUUCAGUGAACAGUAGAACCUGAGUUCCACGCAGCAGUGAAGGUCAGCAGCGGUCACUGCCAGUCAAGGAGCCUCUCACAGCCACUCUGAAGCCCAAGGGCCAUAGGCCACACAGGGGUCUACAGUGGAGCUGGCCUGCUGUCACUUUUACUGAGGAAGCUGGUCCUGACUGGCACAUCCAAGGAGAGCUGUGCAAAAUUUCCAGGAUGUUAGAGGCCUCAACACAAAGACAAGGGCAAAAGGAAACCACGGGGAAGGGUAAGCAUGAGAGAGCUGAUAGCCAGUAGGACAGACAGACGGCUACUGGGGUGGUCCACCUGCUCUGCUGGCAGACCUCAUGUCUGAGAGGCUGCUCGUAGAUGAGGUGAUCUGCUCCAGAGACAUGCUGCUGGGCUGGGAGGCACAGGCUUCCUGUCCCAUCUCCUCACUGCAGGUGGUUCUACUGUGUUGUAACUUUGACCUUCCUGAACCUAGGCCUGGUUGCUUACAGGAGCCUUACCCAGAGCCCUUUCUUGGGAGUGAGUCAGUGGACAGGACAGCCCAGAAUCUGAGCGUCAGGACAAAGAACAGCUCCAUCAGAUUUUUUUGAGCCAUUUUGUCACUUGGAAGAAAGUAAUAAAACUUCAUAUUUAUUUAAAGAGUGCUCCAGGCCAUACCUACUAGCAAUAAAUAGGUCUAGCCAAGAGAUGAGCAGCCCUGUCAUUCGCUGUGAGUGCUCUCCAUAGGCUGUUUAAGGUACUGAUAGGAAUGUUUUGUUCUUAAUAUUGAUUGGGGAAUGGAACUUUGUUAUUGUACAUUGAUUUCAUAUGAGGAGGAGGUCACUUUUCAAAAACAAAAUGAGUAUUUAUUAUGUCUUACUGAUUUCUUGGACUCUCUGUCUCUCCUCAAUUCCUCCUCAUGCUUCUUCCUUUCUCUUUGGCUUCUGCUCUCACUGGUAAGUUUGUUUUGUUUUUUGUUUUUGUUUUUUAAAUUGUGCUGUAUAGGUAGAGUGUUAUAUGGCUAGCAUUGUAUUGUAUGUAAUUAAUUUUGCACAAAGGUAAACAUUUAGCAUAAUAGUUAAUUUUGUUUGUUUUUAUGACCAUGCCAAAAUAAUAUUCUGGGCUGGUGGAGAACAAAGGACUGUUCUUUAGGAUUGAAACUUGAUUUGCUUUAAAAAAAAAAAAAAGAGAGAGAAAAAACAAACAAACAAAACCACACACACUCACAGAUGCUGUUUCGUAAGUGUUACAAGCACUGGAUAUAAAUGGUAUUUUUAUCACUGACUAAUGUGAAACUGGUAUGGAAACUACAUGAACAAAAGUCAUCUGUCUCGACUCGUGUGGGCUUGCCUCACAGUUGCCGGAUCUGAGUCAUUUUUAUGUCUUGUUAUUUCAUUUAUUUAUGCAAAAUACAUGUGUGUAGGAACUUCGUGUCAGCUCCAACUCUGCCUCGGCACUGGGUCCAGUAACUUCUAGCCAUAUUCUCAAACACAAAGGUUGUCUGGGAAUGACUGGGUGGGAACGCCUCUCAUUGGCUCAGACAGUGAUGCUGUAUUCUAAUCUAAAUUUUGUGCGUACACGUACACAGUUUAUUCUAUUUAUUAGCCACAUUUGGCUCUAAAUAUCCAUGGGAAUGAGAAUGACAAUCACAGAGAUCGCUUACAUCAGUGGGGCUUAAACAGAGUUUUUAUGACUUCACCAUCUCAUUUUUAGAGUUUUCUAAUUGUGUAAAUAUAACAUAGAAAUAGAAUUUAUUUUUGGUUCAUGAGUUCCUAGUGACAUAUAAGUUAUGUAUCUUCUUUCUAUUCUUUAUCCGUAUGUGUUGCUCCACACUAAAAGCUGGCCAGGCAGAUUUAGUGUGGACAGAGAGCUGUCAGCUCCAGUGAGGCAGUGCCCAUCCUCGGCCAAGACAGCAGGACCCUGCCUGGUUCUCAUGUGGUCCCGAGCCCCCUGGUCCCCCACUCAGACCUCCCCCUCUUUCCUUAUGGGAAGCCGAGUUGCAUUUUAGAGGUAAAGAUCUGUCUGCGGUAUUAGUAUAAACCUCACGGUACCAGUCAAGGGGUUCUAAAGUCACCUUCCUGCAGCAUCCCCUCUUUUACACUAGCUUUAAAUAAAAACCCAAGUUUGUCUCCAGGAAAGAACUCCCAGGAUCAGGAUCAGGCUUUCCUUCGUCGCCUGGGAAUAGUGGUAUUGUCAGACAAUCCUCUUUUUAGUGUACGGGCUCUAUGGGAUAGAGAGGGGACAGAGAGAGAGAAGGUCCAUCCAUGGACACAAGAAGCCUAGUUGGCAAUUUCCCUUCAUCAUUGGCAAGUUCCAGGCCAUGUUGUUUUUGCAAACACUCUCUCAGCCUUUUGGGUUUGCCUCAUUUGGUAUUUGAUGCCUUCUAUCCUGUCCUGGGCCUGAAUCCCUUCGCCAAGGUCUUGACACAGACUCCUAGGCCAUCUUCUAAAUUCAGGUGUGGGCUCACAGAGCCCGCUUGUCAAAUGCUGGCCUCCUCUGGACAUCAGCCCCAUGGGAGCCAGCAGUGCUAAAGAAGGGUGUGAUCGCUUUAGAGCUGAAAGCAGGCUAGAGUAAAGCCUGCUUUUCUGGGGAUAGGCACCUCCCUCAGAAGAAACAUGGCCUGGUCACAUGAUCCACCCUGGAGGCUGUUGCUCUAGCCACUCCUUUUCGAUAAGUUGACUUUCCCAGCUCCUUAGGGAAAGGAGCCAAGGAUUCCUUCAUAGUUUUGAGCCAUAGAAGCCCCGUACCAAGUGCCAACAACAGCAGAGCUGUGUCCAGAGGAAGAGACUGAGAUGACGGCGGGGUCUUCCUCGUUACCAACACAGAGACAGCACCGCCAGCUGUAGCCUUGCCUGGGGUCCACGAUUCCUCCAAGGAUGGGGCUGGCAUGUCAGCUCCCUCUGAACGGAUAAUGACAGUGGUGACCUCACUGUCUCACUUGCACUGCAUUUAUUUAGGUCCUCUACCCCUGACACGGCUUCUUCGGAAGCAGCUAUUUCUCCUGCCAAUCACAUUGUUUCUGACGCCACACACGCUUGCUCAUGGCUCUGCACAUCAAAAAUAGACCGAAAAUCAUGACAUGCAAGCAAGGAUCUUUUUUGUCCCCAUCUCAUCAUUUCCAAGCACUUAUAAGCUGGCACCGGGGAUGCUUGAGGGCAGAGAUGGAGUGACUUGGCACGGGAUGAAAGAGUAAGGCUUCCUGCAGAUUCCCUUCUGUCAACCAAGGAGCGGGAGACGGCAGUAGGUGAUAUUCCUUGCUGGUGUCUUAUUUCCACGGAAUAGCAGGCAUAGAGCAGGGCUUCAGUGUGGGCACUCUUGGAGUCUGGGGAUGUGCAAGCAUUUGUCAUUGCUACAGAUUACAGGUCUGCUCGUGUGCAUCCCCCGUUGUCUGUCUCCGUCAUAAGUGCAUCUGUUCUCUCUCUCUCUCUCUCUCUCUCUCUCUCUCUCUCUCUCUCUUUCUCUCUCUCUCAGUGCAGUCCUCUUGUAUCCUCCUCCAGCCCAUAGCACAUUAGGAUACAAAACAGCUGAGCACUUGUUUUGGCUCAUUCUUGUAUUUGCUGUGUACAAUUUUGAAUCACCCUAUCCAAGCCUCUAAGCUGUUACUACGUAACUUAUCUUUACUGUAACUCUUUUCUUUGCCUACAUUGUAUUUGUUUGUGAUGUAUAUUGUGAGAUUGUAUUCUAUGUUAAUUUAAUCAGCACAACUCACUGACAUGCUGGACUGACAUGCUGGCUGCUGUUUUGAAGUGUAAAGCUUGUGUCGGGCUGUCCGGACAACUACAACUCUGUUGUCAAGGUACUGUGCAUUGGUUCCCAUAGCAACACUGUGGGUGUGGCCCUUUAAACUCCAGGGACAUUCAGCACACCCUCCAGCAAAUUUUAAGUGCAGAUUUUCUUUGUUGAAGUUCUAUGAAUACCACAGGUACCUACUUAGCCCUUGGCUGGUAACUAUUUUGGGCAAUUAGAAAAACAAACAAGCAUUAAAAAACUAGUGUCUAUUGCUGCUUUGAAUAUGUUUGAAAGUCUGAAAAUGUAAAUAGUUUAUCAAAAAAAAUCUUGUACAGUCCAGUGUAAAGUUUUUAAAUGACCUGAAGGGUUACCAUCACAGCUUUCGCGCGCUCUCCUCUGGAUAGUGAAAAAGAGAAGUUUGCUAAGGACUGAACGGAAUGGAAACUUCAGAUCAGAAGGCGUGGAUCACUGCCCUUAGCUUGUCACAUACACAGACCUCUUGGAUCUUUUCGGACAGUAUUGGCAUGAGACAAACUCAGCAUGGAACACCCUCCAGUGGAACUUCUGCAGGGCUUCUCCCCUGCUCUGCCUCACCAUUAAGGGGAAAGAUGAGAUGGAAAGGCGUGCCGUCUUUGUCUAUCCUGGAAUAUGUUGGCACCUUAGCUACUUUCCCCUUCUUUGCACAAGGUGCUUUCCUGAUGUGUUCGCCAUGCCGUCCUUGGGUGAUAAUGUAUAUGCCAUGAUGGGCCCAGGCCCCCGGGGGAGUCUAUAGGAACUGCCUAUUUAUGCUCAUUUACCUCAAGACUGUCCUUACCCUAAACUAGCUGUCAUCACUCCAUCUUUUGUACUGCUGUUGACA